AUGGGUAAACGGGACAGAGAAGAGCUGGUCGACGACAAGCGCCUCAAGAAGGAAAAGAAAGAGAAGAAGGAGAAGAAGGAGAAGCUGAAGGACAAGAAGGAAAAGAAGGAAAAGAAGGACAAGUCCGACAAGAAGGAUAAGAAAGACAAGAAAGACAAGAAGGAUAAGUCCGAAAAGAAGGACAAACAGGAUAAGUCGGAAAACAAGGACACCACACAUGACCUGACCAAUGUCACCGGCUACCACCAGCUGGAAGAGCUUUCCCAAGUGCCCCAGCUGGAAAUCGACGAAUUUAUGACCACCAACGAAGUCACCGUCGAAGACACCCUGAAGAGCUUGCGUCCUCUCCUCAAGUUCUCUCAGGUGUCGUUGCACCCUGAAGUGGCCAAAGUGCUCACUAAAUUUGACAAGCCCACGCCUAUUCAAGCCGUGGCCUGGCCCUACCUUCUCAGCGGUGAUGACGUCAUCGGGGUCGCCGAAACCGGGCUGGGGAAGACGUUUGCCUUCGGGGUGCCUGCCAUCAACAACAUCUUAACCUCCAAAACUCCUGGUUUGCUGAUGUUGGCGAUCUCUCCCACGCGGGAGUUGGCCAUGCAAAUUUACGACAACCUUGUCGACCUCACCCGAGCCACUGGCCUCGAGUGUGUGUGUGUCUACGGUGGGGUAUCCAAGGACGACCAGAUCCGCAAAUUGAAGCUGGCCAACGUGGUGGUGGCGACGCCCGGUCGCUUACUUGAUUUGAUCAAUGAUGGGGCCGUCCCCAUGGACCAAAUCAACUACCUUGUGUUGGAUGAAGCUGACCGCAUGCUUGAAAAGGGGUUUGAAGAAGACAUCAAGCUGAUCAUCGGCCACACCAAGCCCGAGGGUCGUCAAACGCUCAUGUUCACCGCCACCUGGCCCAAAGAGGUGAGAGAAUUGGCGUCGACGUUCAUGAAGAACCCCGUCAAGGUCAGCAUCGGCGACCGCGACGAGUUGAGUGCCAACAAGCGCAUCACUCAGAUUGUCGAGGUGAUUGACCCUCGCGACAAGGAACGUCGGUUCAACCAGCUUUUGAAGAAGUACGACAACGGUAAGGAUAAAAUUCUCGUGUUUGCGUUAUACAAAAAGGAAGCCACCCGGGUGGAAAACAAUAUGCGUCGGUCCAACUAUAACGUCGCUGCCAUCCACGGGGAUUUGAGUCAGCAACAACGGACGCUGGCGCUCGACGCGUUCAAAAAGGGGAAGCUGAACAUCUUAUUGGCCACCGACGUCGCUGCCCGAGGCCUCGACAUCCCCAACGUGAAGGUGGUGAUCAACUUGACCUUCCCGUUGACGGUGGAGGACUACGUGCACCGGAUCGGGCGUACGGGUCGGGCGGGGCAGACCGGGAUUGCCCACACGUUAUUCACCGACCAUGAGAAGCACCUUAGCGGGGCGUUGGUGAACAUUUUGCGCGGGGCCAACCAGCCGGUGCCCGACGAGUUGCUCAAGUUUGGUGGCCACACCAAGAAGAAGGCGCACUCGGCUUACGGGGCGUUCUUUAAGGAUGUCGACAUGACCAAGACCGCGAAGAAGAUUAAAUUUGAUUAG
Diutina rugosa is the source of this 1569-nucleotide messenger RNA. RefSeq names its product RNA-dependent ATPase (gene DBP3). Gene Ontology annotation, cellular component: nucleolus. Gene Ontology annotation, molecular function: RNA helicase activity; ATP binding; RNA binding. Gene Ontology annotation, biological process: rRNA processing. The transcript has a single exon. The record is from RefSeq and is a predicted model, not a curated record. Lineage: Eukaryota; Fungi; Ascomycota; Pichiomycetes; Serinales; Debaryomycetaceae. The coding region runs from base 1 to 1569 and encodes 522 amino acids.